Messenger RNA from Talpa occidentalis (Iberian mole), 4483 nucleotides. It is a transcript of the gene VCF1, whose product is annotated as family with sequence similarity 104 member A. The coding region runs from base 1 to 702 and encodes 233 amino acids. The record is from RefSeq and is a predicted model, not a curated record. Lineage: Eukaryota; Metazoa; Chordata; Mammalia; Eulipotyphla; Talpidae. The transcript is spliced from 5 exons.
AUGGGGGGGCGCGGAGCGGACGCCGGAAGUGGCGGUGGUACGGGUCCCACCGAGGGGUACUCCCCGCCGGCGGCGUCCACCCGAGCGGCGGCGAGAGCCAAGGCCCGAGGCGGUGGGCGUGGCGGCCGCCGGGACCCCGCAGCCUCUGUUCCCUCACCCCGCGGGGCGGCGUCGCGUCGCUCCCCUCCACCGGCUGCCAUGAGCGAGCGCCUCCGCCCCAGGAAAAGGAGAAGGAACGGCAAUGAGGACGACCACCACCUCCCCCCGCAGACCAAAAGGAGCAGCAGAAACCCCGUCUUUCACGACUCCUGGGACACAGAGGGUCUGACUCAUAUCCAGUGUUUUGCAGAAGUCCAGAGUCACUCCUCCGAAGGGGAAAAUUCAGUAACUCUCAUGAGGACAGUACCGGUAACGAAAAACAGUAAAGAAAACAGACUAAGAGGAAACAGAGUGCUCUGCGCGUCGUCAAGCAGCGACAGUGGCGGGAGCAGCAGCAGCAGCAGCAGCAGCAUCAACAGCCCGGACAGGGCCAGUGGGCCAGAAAGCAGCUUAAACCAGAUUGUCGCCGCAUCCAGCCCCAACACCCCUCAACCCGUGCCCGAGCAGUCUGCACUAUGCCAAGGCCCUUACUUCCACAUCAACCAGACCCUGAAGGAGGCCCACUUUCAUAGCCUACAGCACCGAGGACGGCCUCCAACAUGACACGCUGGCAGCUUCUUGCCUUCUGUGAAGGGACAGCGCUGUGCAGAUUUGAUACUUCAACUUACAAUGUUUUAAAAAAUUGCACAAAAAAAAUGCCUGUUGGCUUUUCAGUCUAUAUUUGAAAUAACAGGUUAACAGGCAGUUGUUUACUUGUGGUUUUGCUGCACUAUUGCAAUUUCAAAGGGGCUUUGAAGCAAUUUUUUAUAGGAUUCUUUUAAGGGUGGGUAUCAAAUCCAUGUCAAGGUAAUGGUAAGAGGAAAUCUCAUCUGUGUGUUGAAUUCAUAGUUUGUCCAAUCCAGAUUGAUUUUCGAAUCUGUCAAUUAGAAAUUCUACUUUAUGUAAAAGGGCCUUUUAAAAAUGCGGGAUCUUCAAUUUUUUAAAAUUCAAUAAACUAGUAAAGAGUAUCUAGUUUCCAUGAAAAAACAUAAGUUUUUUUCCAAAAUAUAGAAAGCUUGAUUCAGUCUUGCACUGAAAUUAACUGCCAUACUACCUCUUAGUAUGUAGACAUCUGUUGCAAGUCCUCGCUCUGUGACAGGGAACAGUCAGACCCACGCCGGACUGUGCAAGUGAAGCACCUUCCCUAAUAACCGCCUUCGCUCUGUCACGUACGUGUAUUUCCAGAGAGAAUGUCUUUCAGACUCUUGUGUGCCACGUAACCUGUGCUAUGUCGUUCCUCCAGAGCCUACAUCUCAGACUCGGGAGACAGUGCUGAGUUACAGAAGUCCAGAAUUACCCAGUGACUUUGGUUUUACUCACAAACUUAACGAUACCAGCAGCUUCUGUGAUCCCCUUGAUAACCCCACCGGGGUGUGCUGAGACCCAGGCGUGGAUGGAUGCCGGCACAGCGCAGGUUUGAAUGAUGGCUGCGUCUCAAGUAUUGUGAAAUGACUGGACAAGGAUUGACCUGACGUGUAAAGUGACCAGGGGGCUGUGUUCUACCAUGGAAACCGAAAAGACUGCUGUGGCUUAGAGACAAAUGAUUAAAGCCCCUCUGGGAGAAAUAACAGAGUUUAUUCAGAGAGAGACGGCUAUGCGCCCAUGUCAUUUAGUCAUACUAGAGAGCCAACCGAGUUUAAAUAAUGAAGGUGUAGACGCGUCCUCAUCUUCACUGACAAACUGUCUGAACAAGGAGCCAGGAUCUGCUCGGGAUGGUUCCGGGGGGAUGACCUGCCGUUGCAUGUAGAGGAAAGUGCCUUAGAGUCGAGCCGAGUGCCCCCGCCGCGCUGCCCGCCCCUCCACGCCACUCGGUCCAGCCAGCACACCAAGCCCGUCUGAGGCAGCACAGAGCGCUAGUGAGGAAACUGCUCUUUGCCAAGGCUUGAAAAGGACAUGGGACAGAACUGAACUUGGAAGGUGAGGACUGUCAGAGGAAAGAGGUAGACAUCCUGCUGCCUCCUUUUCCAUGGUUGCUUCCUCUACUGUGAAUGAAAAAGGCAGUUACUCCACGUAGCGAUGGAGACUCGCGAGGGCAAGCUGCAGCACAGGCCCAUGCUUGCGGAGUGGGGGGUUCGUGCAAGAACUUGUCAGUACCAUCUCCCAAGCUUAAAACCAGAUGUUUGACAAGGAUUUUGGAUCUUAAUGGGUGUGAUGGCAGGAGGUGGGAAGGACACACUGCUAAUGCUUGGUCUACCCGUAAAGCAAACCACAACUAAAUGCUGUAAGAAGACGGGCCGUUGGAACUCUCAAAUGACACACACACACACAACACGACUCAGAAAUACCCAGGACUCCUGCAGGCUACUGGAUGGCAGCCGACUGAAACAAAAUGUGCAUUGACAAGAAAAUGUAAAACUUGAGACAGCAAAUUUCCUUUUCCCCCCACCCAAGAAGAAGAAGAAACCAGCACCGAAACAGACUCUUUUUCCAAAUAAGUACAACCACAGUGCUGGGGUUAGCGGUUCACCCUUUUCCCCUACUAAGAACAAGAGAUCAUCUCCAUCCUGUCCUGCUCAUUUUCUACAGCUUGGCAGCCCGAGAUGCGUUUCUGUUGGGAGGCUACCUGAUAGUGUAAAUGGGCAUCUCGAUCUAGGACUUCUAUUAGCUCAAGCUAGUAAAACCUUGUACUUCUGUAUUGCGCCGCCAUUAAAAGCAGCAUUAGUGCAUUGUCAUUCGAUGCUUAUCAGUUAUUUAGAGGGUGCGGACGGGUGCUUUGGGGAGUAGGGAACAGGACCCACAGGGAUGAAUCUCGCAGUCUCACUAACCUGGGCUUUCGUUUCGAUGCUUCUGGUUAACUUAGCCUUCCGGGAGCUGGUCAUGCUCAGUGGAAGAAGUCCAAACCUCCAAGACAAAGACGAAGGAGUUUCAGUAGCACGAACAGGAACCUUCAGGGCCUACCGAAAAGCCCUUAGCCUCAUUACCUGAUCUGACUCGAUGCCAGCGGCAGGAUGUUAUGGGGUUCCUGGGAGUUGAACACACUGCUCCUGGGGGUGAACUGGUUCUCCGUACCGCUGACCAGGCCCAACAGAACCUGACAGAUCAGAAAAUCAUUUCGGUUAGUCACUGCUUUGCGUCUAACCUUCCCUUUGGGGAGUGUUUACUUGAGGAAGUCAGUACUUCAAAAUUACUUUUCUCUCUACCCAAGUCAGAAUCUCAGUCAUAGCUUUUCUUAUCCUUCUUUCUGUGGCCUUGAUCCUCUCCAUCACCCGAGGAGUCAGAUCCUGGCUGUCUGAGCACAUGAGAUUUUAUCUGAUCCCCUUUUAGCCCUUAGAACUAAACCGGGCCGCUGGUGUCUCCGCCCCUCCUGGCACUGCCUCCUGCAGCCUGCAGUGCUGGGCAGGUUGACUGUACCUUGAGCCCUUCACUGACACCGUGCGCGCCCCCAUUUACCGAAGUUCGCUGCACCAGGCGGUUAAGGUUGCUGUUGAGGUGGGGUGUGAAGACAUCCAGGUCAAAGGGAUCAAUGAGUGCUUCUAAGUAGUCAGCCACUUUCUCAAUUCUGGAAAAGGGUCAGGGCGAGUCACAUUUUUUAGGACAAAGCUCAACCUUAGGGAAUUUUAACGCUUUAGAAAUCCUGGAGUUGGGUUUAUUCUCCUAAACUGUUUGCUGACUGAGCAUAUCCUGUCACUGAUCACGGUGCAUAGUUGUCCUCAAGCACUCCGACCUGAAGGGGUAGCUUAGUUAAGUCCAUUCCUCCCCACACAUUGUUUCCAGAAGUAGCUCAAAUGACACCCAGUAGCUGCGGGGCUGACUGAGAAGAGAGGACGGAGUCACCCGCUGUGCUCGAUCACGGUAUGUGUCCGGCAGGCGGCCACUGCUGGUGUGGUCAUCUAGCAGAACGUUUAAAACAAACCACUAACGGGAGGUCAGAGGCUGGCUCUGCAGCGCCCAGAAAAGGGGCUCCUUGCAUUUAGAAGAGUCUGCACUGGGGGAGCCCGGAGAGUGAUGGUACCUGGAGUCCUGUUUGCUUCGGCCGCUUUUCACCUCCUCAGCCUUGGCUGUCAGGACAAUGUUGAGGUAACGCAGAUCAUAAAGCAGCUGCAGGGCGCGGUUCUGGGUAAUUGGAAAUGCACCUUCUCUCUGCAAAUGAAUUCCCAGUCCCGCCCAUUGUUAUACAGGAGAUAACUUGUUAUAUGAGCCUAACAGCUCAGGUUUGGGUUGCAUUACAGCUUGUUAUUUCAGAGGGAGGUAGAAGCUUUCAUAUUCCUAAGGCCAGUUAGAUCUCACAACAAGAAACAGGUUAUAUUAGAAACUGGGUGUUAAACGAGACUGAUAGCCUAACAGGAAAGAGACCUGGCCCUUUGAAGCAGCUCGGGAUGCUGUAAGUGGUCAUUUUAAAGGAAAA